Messenger RNA from Penaeus monodon (black tiger shrimp), 726 nucleotides. Its product is annotated as RNA-binding protein 25-like. The transcript is spliced from 6 exons. The coding region runs from base 1 to 726 and encodes 241 amino acids. Lineage: Eukaryota; Metazoa; Arthropoda; Malacostraca; Decapoda; Penaeidae. The record is from RefSeq and is a predicted model, not a curated record.
AUGAACAAGACAAGUAGAGUAACAGACCCACGAACGAGAGAGACAAAGAACCAAAGAUUUAGAGAACAAAAGAGCCAGAGAAUCAGAGAGUUAGGGAAUCAAAGAGCCAAAGAACCAGAGAGCCAAGGAACCAGAGAGCCAAAGAGCCCGAGAACUAGAGAGCCAGUGAAACCGAGAGCCAGUGAAACUGAGAGCCAAAGAGCCAGAGAAGAGACCGAGAGCCCGAGAACGAGAGAGACCGAGAGCCAGAGAGCCAGAGAGACCGAGAGCCAGAGAAACCGAGAGCCAGAGAGACCGAGGGUCAGAGAGACCGUGAGACCGAGAGCCAGAGAGACCGAGAGACCGAGAGCCAGAGAGACCGAGAGCCAGAGAGACCGAGAGCCAGAGAGACCGAGGGUCAGAGAGACCGUGAGACCGAGAGCCAGAGAGACCGAGGGUCAGAGAGACCGUGAGACCGAGAGCCAGAGAGACCGAGAGCCAGAGAGACCGAGGGUCAGAGAGACCGAGAGCCAGAGAGCCAGAGAGCGAGCCGCUUGGAGCUCAUCAAUAUUCAGGUGUUCGCCUGGCAUCAGGGUCAAGUUCGUGUGCCCCUCACAGUUUGCCUUGGUAUAUUGGGAAGUUACGAGCCAUGGUAGAGUAAGAGCUCCCUAUGGCAACGGCUACUCUUGGCAGGCUUCAAGUAACGUGGCUGCCAACCGUUCUGCUGCUCCAUACAGUCUUUUUUAA